Dovyalis caffra is the source of this 213-nucleotide messenger RNA. NCBI's taxonomy places the organism in Eukaryota, Viridiplantae, Streptophyta, Magnoliopsida, Malpighiales, Salicaceae. The record is from the annotation of a GenBank genome assembly.
AUGUUUGGUCUUGACAAGAAGGAUAUGAAAGUCUUUAUAGAGCAAAAUAAUUCGAUAAUUAGAUGGGAAGAUGUAAAGGAAUCAAAUGAUGAAGAUAAUGCAAAGAGUGGUGAGAUGGUCGUUGAUUGUAAGGCUAUUAUGGGUUUCCAAUCAUUUCUUUUGUUCUCAACCUAUAAUAGCAAUCAAAUGAGGGAAAUCCAAAUCCAUGCCUAG